This is a messenger RNA of Meloidogyne enterolobii, 420 nucleotides long. The record is from the annotation of a GenBank genome assembly. Lineage: Eukaryota; Metazoa; Nematoda; Chromadorea; Rhabditida; Meloidogynidae.
AUGUUACCAAAAUGUACUUCUUCUGCCGCUAAUAGACUUCCAAAUAAAAAUGGAAAUGUGGAAAUUUUUCUCAACAAGAGAGGUGAUGGAGAACUUGUAUCCUCCAUGCUUUUAUCGAUGGCUACUUGUCCUUCUGUCGACUCUUCAAUUUCUAAUAGACGCCCAUUUUCUGCUCCAACAGAUGCUUAUACUUCUACAAAUGUUAAAAAAUCUAAAGAUUUGUGGUUGUCUGCGGAUUGGAGUGGGGGAAACGAAAAGACUAAAUUUUUGGACAAUUUGAGUCCUUUGAGGCAGAGACGAAAAAUCAUUCAAGCAAAUUCUGGUGAAUUAAUUAAAGCUAUUGGGUAUUUUAUUUGUCAACAUUGUUGUUGGUAUGGAUUGCAUGAACAGUUUGAACCGGCACAUUUGGGGACUUGGUAA